AUGUCCCACGACUCGGUCAAAGUGCUCGGUGCCCAUCCUUUGGGAUCUCUUCGUGUUGUCCACCCUGACGAAUCCAUGGAGACGGAGGAACGCCAAGAUAACCCGCCGCCUCCUCUGGAACCCCCCGGGAACCUGAAUGGCCGGAAACGAGUUCAGUUUAGCGAUGCUCGGACACAUGUCCGAGACGACUUGUCGAGUUCGUCAAACCGUCUGUCCAUCAGCCACUCCAUGGGCGGAGGAGAUGUGCUGCUCAUUUUGGAUCUGCCCGAAGUCUGUCUCGUGGGAUACGACACCGCCUCGUUCACUGCCAGGCACUUUAAAGGCAUCUGGGGUAUCCCGCCCGGCCCUCAUUUCUUCUGGGUAACUCAUCCUGAUAGCGGCUCCGUCAGGACUGGCUUCUGGAUUGUAUCGUCUGACGCGCACCGAGUCCAUGUUUUGCAAUGGGACAGGUUCAGCGAGACCAUACUUGAGCCAUCACGAGCAGAGGCCCGAUUUCAGGCCGAAUAUCUCGCCACUUCUCAUCACAAGCUGGUCCGUUAUAACAACCCAGAGGGAGCAAAGCCUGAUGCAGACGUCUACAGGGCAGCGGAUGAGAGAUCAACGAUAUGGAAACUGUUAUCUGGGAGCAUCACCGAACAAGUACUUGACCGCGUUACCGGGCAGCACGCCAGCAGUUGGCAUGUCGAUACGACGGAUCGCGUCAAGGGGGCUAUCCUUUUGGCCGUGGAGAUGGAGCUUGAAAAGAGAUUCGCAAACCACGUGUUUCAAUCAAGAGAACUCAAUUUCAGCUUCUCGCAGCACUCGAGAACAUAUUCUGCCAAUGUUCUGGGAGCCGCUCGAAGCUUGGCUGCGACAGAUGCAACGUCCUACAUGCUGUCUGUCAUGAGCGAACCCAACAAGGAGCUGUCCGAAGAUGACAUUGUUGGAGAGCUUCAGCUUGCCUUUGUUGUCGGCGUGGCUCUCGGAAACGAUGCCUGUAUCCAGCAGUGGCGGCAUAUGAUGAUCAAGCUGAUCCUCAAGGCAUAUUCUUUGCCGGAGCACCGCCCAGUCUUCGCUGUCAAGCUGCUGCAAACAAUUACCGCGCAGCUUCAAUACAGCUCCAGGUGGCUGGAAGACUCCAUCAUGGACUACGGCGGCUCAGAGAGCCAAGCGCUGAGGCUCGCCCUCAUCGUCUACAAACGCCGGCUGGACGAGCUCCUCAACAGCCUCGGCGCUCACGCCACACCCGAGCAGCGCAAAGUCGGCACCGCGAUCGCCGGCUUGGAGCUCGAGGUCACGGGGCUUGGGUGGGAUCUGCAUGCGGACUACGUGAGAAGGGGCAAAGUGAUGAUGGAAGACGGCGAAGAGGUCGAGGUGGAAAUGGACGAGCUGCAGGCUGAAGACGAGCGUGGCGAGUGGGCGCCCGAAGUUGUCGAGCUCGACGAGCACGGGCGCCAGCGGGACUUGGUGUCGUGGAAUGAUUAG
Molecule: messenger RNA, 1464 nt
Organism: Trichoderma aggressivum f. europaeum
Lineage: Eukaryota; Fungi; Ascomycota; Sordariomycetes; Hypocreales; Hypocreaceae
Exons: 1
Coding region: 1-1464 (487 amino acids)
Biological process (GO): spliceosomal tri-snRNP complex assembly
Source: RefSeq, a predicted model, not a curated record